AUGAUAUUACACAAGCAUUUUUUACAAAAUGGUCAAAUAACAAAUACUGUUGCUACUGUUCCAAAUUAUUUUAAUAAAAAACAAAGAGAUACAACGUUGUUUGUAUAUAAAGUGGCAUUAAUUAAGAGUGUUGAACUUGUUAAUGAAUCAACAGCAGUCAUUAUUGAAUAUAAAAGAGAAUAUCCAAGUUCAUUAAAAGAAGGAGAUAAAAUUGUAGUAAUUGAUUUUGGAGGAGGAACAUUAGAUAUAGCAUGUUGUAGAAUAAUACAUGGUAAUAAUGUUAAAGUUUAUUCAAGUGGAGAUGACCAAGACUUAGGAGUAAAUGAUUUUGGUAUAAUAAUGAUGGAUAUUAUUAAAGAAAGAAGCAGAACGAAUGAAAACUGA
Messenger RNA from Entamoeba nuttalli P19, 384 nucleotides. RefSeq names its product heat shock protein 70, putative. Bases 1 to 384 code for a protein of 127 amino acids. The record is from RefSeq and is a predicted model, not a curated record. Gene Ontology annotation, biological process: cellular response to unfolded protein; protein refolding. Lineage: Eukaryota; Evosea; Mastigamoebida; Endamoebidae. Gene Ontology annotation, cellular component: cytoplasm. The transcript has a single exon. Gene Ontology annotation, molecular function: misfolded protein binding; ATP binding; heat shock protein binding.